Panicum virgatum (switchgrass) is the source of this 1707-nucleotide messenger RNA. RefSeq names its product desmethyl-deoxy-podophyllotoxin synthase-like. NCBI's taxonomy places the organism in Eukaryota, Viridiplantae, Streptophyta, Magnoliopsida, Poales, Poaceae. The record is from RefSeq and is a predicted model, not a curated record. Bases 1 to 1707 code for a protein of 568 amino acids. Gene Ontology annotation, molecular function: heme binding; oxidoreductase activity, acting on paired donors, with incorporation or reduction of molecular oxygen; iron ion binding. The transcript is spliced from 5 exons.
AUGAACCAAGAACUCCAAUCCUUCCACCAUUACUACUUCUUGGUCGUGAUCUUGCUGCUACCUCUCCUCGCCGUCAAGCUCCGGCGGCGCAACCACGGCACGAACCUGCCUCCAGGGCCAUGGCGGCUACCGGUGAUCGGCAGCCUGCACCACCUCGUGGGCGCUCUCCCGCACCGCGCCAUGCGUGACCUGGCCCGGCGGCACGGCCCGCUCAUGCUGCUCCACCUUGGCGAGCUCCCGGUCGUGGUGGCGUCGGCACCCGACGCGGCGCGAGAGGUCAUGAGGACCCACGACGCCGCGUUCGCGACGCGGCCCCGGACCGCCACCCUCCGGGAGCUCACGCGGGACGGGCUCGGCGUCGCGUUCGCCCCGCACGGCGAGCACUGGCGCCAGCUCCGCAAGCUCUGCGUCACCGAGCUGCUCAGCGCGCGGCGCGUGCGGUCCCUCCGCCGCGGGCGCGAGGCCGAGGCCGCCAACCUCGUCGCGUCCGUCGCAUCGCUGUCGUCGGCGUCGGCGCCGGCGCCGCCCAAGCCCGUGAACGUCAGCGCCCUUCUCGCCACGUACGUCACUGACGCGAUCGUUCGUGUCGUGGUGGUCGACAGAAUCAGCGACCGGGACGCGUUCAUGGAGAAGAUCGACGAGGGCGUGAAGGUGGCCGCGGGGUUCAGCCUCGCCGACGUGUUCCCGUCGUCACGGCUCGCGCGCGCGUUCAGCGGGGCGGCGCGCCGCGCGCAGGCGCACCACCGCGAGAUGACCCGGCUCCUGGACAGCGUCAUCGAGGAGCACAGGCAGAGGAGGGCGGCCGGCGCCGGCAACGAGGAGGAAGACCUCCUCGACGUGCUGCUCAGGAUCCAGAAGGACGGCGGCCUGCAGGUUCCCCUCGACAUGGGCACCAUUCGCGCCGUGAUCAUCGAUCUUUUCGGUGCCGGGAGCGAGACGACGGCGACGACGCUGCAGUGGGCGAUGGCGGAGCUGAUGCGGCACCCGGCGGCGCUGCGCAAGGCGCAGGCUGAGGUGCGCCGCGUGCUCGCCGGGGCGAGCCGCGUGACGGAGGACGCGCUGCCGGAGCUGCGCUACCUGCAGCUCGUCUUGAAGGAGACGCUGCGGCUGCACGCCGCGGUGCCGCUGCUCCUCCCGCGCGAGUGCCAGGAGGAGACGCGCUACGCCCUCGGCUACGACGUGCCCAGGGGCGCGAUGGUGCUGGUCAACGCGUGGGCGAUCGGCCGGGACGCCGCGAUCUGGGGCCCCGACGCCGAGGAGUUCCGGCCGGAGAGGUUCGAGGACGGCGGCGCCCGGGCGGAGGCGGACUUCAGGGGCACGGACUUCGAGUUCGUGCCGUUCGGCGCGGGCAGGAGGAUCUGCCCCGGCAUAGGGCUUGGCCUCGCCGUGAUGGAGCUCGGGCUCGCCAGCCUCCUCUUCCACUUCGACUGGGAGCUCCCCGGAGGCGCUGCGCCGGAGGAGCUCCACAUGGCCGAGGGGCUCGGGAUCACGGCGAGGAGGAAGACCGACCUGUGGAUGCAGGCCACCGUCCGCGUACCAGCACCUAAUAUCUGCAUUGGAAGUGCUAUGAAAUUAGAUUGCACAUCUCAAAAGGACAAGAUCUCCAAGCUUGCCGGUGAGCCUGUUGUUUCUGACAUCAACGAGGACAAGAUUCGGCAAUGCCGCGAGGGCAUCCGGGAUCUCCCCGGUGAGACGGUUGCCGGCUAG